This is a messenger RNA of Nicotiana tabacum (common tobacco), 1344 nucleotides long. NCBI's taxonomy places the organism in Eukaryota, Viridiplantae, Streptophyta, Magnoliopsida, Solanales, Solanaceae. The record is from RefSeq and is a predicted model, not a curated record.
AUGACUUAUGGGUGUUCUGGUUCUGAUGCGGGAGCUAAAGCCUUUCCUGAGUGCAAAAGACCCAGGAAUUCUUCAUCAAUAUUUUGUGUUGAGAUGGAUAAGUUUGUCACAAGAUCAAAAGUUGGGCAACCAAAUUCCAGUUCUACUCAUCCAUCUGUUGCUUCAUCCAUAGCUCCAGAAAUUCAAAGGGAUAUUUUAACAUUUGUGGCACUUGAAAAGAAGCAUUCAGAUAUUAAGCGCAGGGAUUCUCUUCGACAACAUCAAGCUGAAAAAUUAGAGGAAUUGCUCAUAUCGGGUGAAGUGCAUACUAGACGAGGAUUAAAUCAAGAACAUGGGCUUCAACGACCAGGUGGUAAUCAUUGGGGUUCUCAUUAUAGAACGUUAGGUAACCUCAUUGUCCUAUUUUCAUCAAUUAUUCAUAUUCUUGAAUUUGUUGCUCGUGAAGGUCCAAAUUAUGCCGAUAGGCUUGUUGCUGAAAGUCUUAUGACUAAGAUUACGGAAUUUGAAUUUGAUUUUAUGUUGCACUUGAUGUGGAAAGUUCUAAUGAUAACAAAUGAUUUGAGUUCCUCAUUACAAAGGAUGGAUCAAGAUAUUGUCAAUGCUAUGGAACUCCUCACUCAUACAAAGCAAAGAUUAAAAAUGAUGAGGAAUAGUGAAUUUGAAUCAUUAAGGGAUGAUGUCUCGUCAUUCUGUGGUAAACAUGAGAUAAUGAUCCCGAAGAUGGACGCUCUCUAUUUUCCUGGGAAGUCAAAGCGUAGAGCUCUUGAUGUUACAUACUCUCAUCCUUUGCAUGUUGAGAUAUUUAAUGAUGUUAUUGAUUUGCAUCUUCAAGAGCUAAGAAGUCAUUUUGAUGCUAUGAGUACCGACUUACUUCUCGGUAUGGCUAGUUUAAAUCCACUUAAUUCAUUUGGUAAUUUUGCGAAGAACAGGAUAACGAAGUUGGCUGAAUAUUAUCCGAAUGAGUUUGAUAGCAACAAGCUCCGGGAUCUUAGUUUCCAGUUUGACAGUUUUAUAGUUUAUGAUCGUGGUCCUGACAAGAGGUUCUUCAACCUGAAGGGAAUUAGUGACCUUUCUAAAGUGUUGGUUAAGUCAGACCUGCAUCAAACUUGGCCACUUGUGUAUUUGCUUAUCAAGUUGACUCUCAUUCUUUCUGUUGCUACUGCUUCUGUGGAACGGGCUUUCUCAUCCAUGAACUACAUAAAAAAUGAGCUUCAUAAUAGCAUAGAUGAUGAAUUUUUAAAUAGUUAUUUAGUUUGCUAUAUAGAGUGUAAGAUAUUCUCAACUGUGAAUAACGAUGACAUUAUUCAUCAUUUUCAACAUAUGAAAAGUCGUCGAUCACAGUAG